AUUCAUUAAUACUUUGAUAAUUGUCAAAGAACGUUUAUAUUAAAUCACGUAACUAUGUACUUAUUCAUACAUGAUGCUGUAUAACAUGCGCAUAAAAGAGUGAAGGAUCAACAAUCGACAGUUCACAUUAGAAAUGACCAAAUUGAUUCUCAAUUUCUCCCUCCGUCUUAAUUAUUCAGGUUAUGAUCCCGGUUUUGAAUUUUGUGGUGAUAUGACAUACAAUGCAUGAUAAUAUGUUAUAUCAAAAAGCGCGUUGCGAAUACAACGCUCCCAACAAAAGUCCGCUUCAGAUGUUUUCAAUAACAUCAAUUUUCACCUUGAACUUUGGAAACUCUAUCGGUACCUUUACCAAGAUCAUGGCCACAUUGGGGGGGACGAAACAGAAGAAGUUGGAAGACAAUUCGGCCAUCUUUAGUUUAUAUCACGUGCAAUUGAUCACGCCACUUGUGGAUACGGCCCUGAGUGCCGGCAAGUCAACCGGCGCGGAACGGAGCGGCGCUGCAUUUCAGAAACUGUUGUCGUCGGCGGCGUCAACGGGUAUCGUAGUUGCGUGAGUUAGACGCAUUCUAACCAUCGUUCCCUUAAGGGAGAUAAGCUAAACUGUUCAGAGGCAGUGUCCCCAAAGUCAUACAAGAAAACCUUUCGGGGCAUAGUAACGUGUCACGGUGUGUGCGCGUGUAUUCAUUCGAUUCUAUGAUUGGUGACAAUGACCGCGACCGUGGAGGACUAUUACGACGGUUCCCGGACUUUUCACUGGCUCGGAAAGUUUCUCGACGUGCCGCUCGACCAGGUGAAUUUCUUAGUAACACAAUUCACGGCGUUGAUAUUGGCUGGCGUUUUAAGGAACUUCCUUAGCCCUGAUAGAGUUUCACCGACCACUAGACAUGUGUUUGGUCUCGUCAAUGGUCUUCUCCUUGGAUAUUUUUGCUUUGGCAGGCAGGUGAUACACCUUGCAGGCCUUUCCAUCUUAAGUUACAUAGUAAUGUACACACAAAAUCCUCGUAAUAUGCAGAGUUUUGUAUUGGUGACGGCGUUGUUCUACUUAUCAUGCGUGCAUUUUCAUCGACAAAUAUACGACUAUGCUUCCUACACUCUCGAUAUCACCGGUCCGCUGAUGGUGAUCACGCAGAAAGUAACAAGCCUCGCGUACAAUGUGCACGAUGGUUUAAUACGAUCGGAGAAGGAACUAACGCCAACGCAGCGUCAUCAAGCUGUGAAACAGAUGCCGACACCUUUGGAAUAUUUUAGUUUCGUCUUCCAUUUUCAAGCCUUAAUGGCUGGACCAGUCAUAUAUUAUCGCGAUUACAUGGAUUUCAUUCAUGGACGUAAUCUGUCUAAACCCAGGCCUUCAACGGCUAACGAUCAAAAUUCCAACGACCGGAAUGCGAUAGUACAGCUGCCAUCCCCGAUAUUCGUCGUAAUCAAAAAGGUUUUAGCGAGUUUAUUGUGUGCCCUAGCGUUCGUGAUUUUCAUUCCACUGUUUCCGAUUGACAGGCUGAAAGACAAUGACUUCUUGAGGGACACGUCGAUGUUCUACAAGAUACGAUAUUUAAUGAUUGCGACGAUGCUGGUGCGUUUUAAAUAUUAUCAUGCGUGGAUAUUUGCCGAUGCGAUUUGCAAUAACUCCGGACUCGGAUUCAGCGGAUACGAUGAAAAAGGGAAACCACAAUGGGACGCAACUUCUAACGUCGAUGUCUUAGGCUUCGAGAUGUCUCAAAGCUUAAAAGAGAGUAUCGAGCAUUGGAACAAAGGAACUAAUCGGUGGCUCAGAUCGCUCGUGUACGAAAGAGUUAAACACAAUAAACUUGUAUAUACGUAUGUUCUUUCUGCCAUAUGGCAUGGCUUUUAUCCAGGUUACUAUUUGACCUUUGCCAAUGGAGCCUUUAUCACUGUGGUAUCGCGUGUCACUCGUCGCAAAAUUCGACCAUAUUUCUUAAGCAGCAAAGCGACAAAGUUCCUGUAUGACACGAUUUCAUUCAUUGUUACGCGAAUCGUAAUGGCCUACAUCACGUUUAGUUUUGUACUUUUGGAGUUUAUACCGAGCAUUAAAGUAUAUCUGUCUCUAUACAUGCUUCCACACAUAGUGGGUAUAGCGAUAUUACUAAUUGCACCUCGUCUUCCGAAAGUUUCUUCGCAGACGGACACACCCGAAACAAAAUCAAACGCCUCUCAGGAAUUAAUCAAUGGGGCUGCGCGGAAGUCUAUGUAAAUUCUAUCUCAUCGUGACGAAAAGAAGUGAUGGUCAUAACAAGAGAUACAUAUUUUUUAUGAGUGUUUUAAUAUGCAUAUAAAUAUUACGUAUUGUAUUUACAUGCACACUAUAUAUACAUAUAUACGCGAUACAAUAUUUAUUGUUACGACGUGUUAUUGGUACAAAUUCUAUGUCGAGCGUGUAGAAAAGAUAUUUGUUUUAUAAUAUUGUGAGCGAAUUAAUCAUGUAUUUAUAUAAGUAAGUGUCUCGUGCAUUUGUUGAGAAGCUGACGGUUUACUGUUUAACAUUUUUCGUUCAAACAGUUCGACAUUGGGUGAUACUGCAGACUUUAUUUUUGCGAACUCGAUAUGUUAUAUGUAUAAUUUCCAUGUUUCUUUCCUUGAUCUACCCGCGGUGUUUAUUAUAAGAAUGGUUAAUCAAAAGAACUGUAAUGUUUCCAUAUAAAAGAGUUAUGAUUUUAAUUCUAAGCGUUCACGAGUAAUUUUUGCAGUUUUAUACUUUGAGUAUAUUCAACGAUAUCGUUAUUAAUUUAAAAUAAAUCGCAAUAUUUAUUAUGAAAUGUUACAUAUGAGAGUUUUAUUGAUGCUCAAUCAAAUAUGGACAUCAUCUAUUAGGGCUCUUAUGUUGACUUUGACUUUCUAGAUUCAUCCAUAUGCACCUAUUCCCUAUUCUCAUUAUUUGUACAAACUAAAAUAAAAAUUGUAACAAACUAAAAGA
Messenger RNA from Megachile rotundata (alfalfa leafcutting bee), 2929 nucleotides. RefSeq names its product lysophospholipid acyltransferase 6 (gene oys). NCBI's taxonomy places the organism in Eukaryota, Metazoa, Arthropoda, Insecta, Hymenoptera, Megachilidae. Gene Ontology annotation, biological process: lipid modification. Gene Ontology annotation, molecular function: acyltransferase activity. Gene Ontology annotation, cellular component: membrane. The record is from RefSeq and is a predicted model, not a curated record.